AUAAUGGUUAAUUUGAUAAAUUCGAGUGAUAAUUGUGACGUCACUAAACCUGUAAAACCUCUUGAAACCAAAACAUUGACCCUGAGUGUGCAUGUAAUCUGGACAGGACGAGUUUCAGUUUUUAUUUAUUCAGUUGUUGAGUGACCUCAUAGGUCCCAUCAGUUUCUUGGGAUGAACCACAGCAUGAGGAAAUUUCUGGAAACUCAAAAGUCUAUGGUAGUGAUGGCCCUCAAGGCAAAGGAAAUUGGAGAUUUGUGUUUGACCGAGGCGGAAAAGGGAGAUGGACUGAGGUGUCAGCUAGAUGACGUUAAGGAUACCAUCAAGAGGUUUAUGGAUGUGCAAGAAGAGGCACUGAAGAAACAUGAAGGCCUUGUUCUUGUUAUUGAUUCCAGGAAGAAUUUGACAGAGGAGUUAACAAAGCUUAGAGAACAACGGGAAGAAGCAGAGAAGGCGCGUUUCACCAGGUUUGAAGAACUGGAGAGAGACCUGGAAAUCUCAUACAUAGACCAACAAAAGGAAUACGAAUGCCAAGUGGAGGAUAUUGUGAAUAAAGCCAAGAUGGUUGAAUUGGCUAACAAAAUUGAUGUGGAUUUGAAAACCCAGAAGAUUCAGGAACUGAAGGAAGAAUUGAAAAAGAAGGAAGCACUGGGACUGAAGGAACUCAAAGAAGUUAGGAAGAAGAACCACAAAGAACUGGAAUGCCUGAGAAACCAAGCGACUCAGUUGCAGCAAAAUCAAUCUUCCAGAGCAGUUUCAGACGUAGACCUUAUUACUGGAAGAUUGCAAGCCAUUAGACAUGAAUAUGACGCUAAGGUCCUUGAGAUGGAAAAUGAAACCUUGGAACUGACAACACAGAAUGCUGCUCUGAAUGAGGAACUCCAGAGCAUGCGUGAGACUUUGGAGCACCAAAAACAUCUGAAUGUUGCUCGUGAUGUUAAGGGAUCGAAUGUGACUGUCAAGUAAAUAUCAGUUGUUCUUCUUAGCCAGAUUAAUUCUGAUUGUCUUAGAGGAAAGAUAAAUGCAAGUUGCAUUUUCAUAUAUUAAGUUAUUGACACAUUUAUAUUAUAGCUUCGGAUUCAUGGUUGUUAUUUUUUUUGACACUGUUGCUCAAGUGACCAGGCUAUCCAAAACUGUGAUGAGUCAAGAGGGUUGUAAAAAAAUAAAAAGGAUUUGUGAGGUAAUGUGCAAUUUUUGUAUGAAAAUAUUUUUCUUAUUUGCAAGAUCUUUUUAGAAAUUCAGUUCAAUCUAAAUUGUUGCCUUCCAGGAAUUGUAUAGAUUAUAAUCUUAUGUUGUUAUUUUCCACAGCAUGAUUACAGAUUGGUUGAGUUGUUUAUGCUGGGCAAUUUUAUAUAAAUGGCAAUAGAAGCAAAAAACUUUGUAGGGUCAUGCUUUUCUGAUUAUGUAAUUCUCAAUAAAAUGAAACCUUUUACUUUGA
Messenger RNA from Macrobrachium nipponense, 1435 nucleotides. Its product is annotated as flagellar attachment zone protein 1-like. The transcript is spliced from 8 exons. Bases 172 to 963 code for a protein of 263 amino acids. Lineage: Eukaryota; Metazoa; Arthropoda; Malacostraca; Decapoda; Palaemonidae. The record is from RefSeq and is a predicted model, not a curated record.